AUGGCUUAUUCUUCAUUACCACCUAUCGAUGAUUUAACUGUGCGUGAAUCGACUGAACUAACAUUUACCAUCGGAAAACAAUCGAUUUUUUGCCGAAGAAUUGGGUUUUUACAUAUAGAAUCAACUGAACUCUAUCCAAAACAGUAUAAUAACUGUUGCUCUGCAAACGAACAUUUACCGCCUGCAUUAUUCGUCCGCUCAAGCGAGCGGCUACGAUCAAGCCAUCCCUUUUUCUUUCGUUCCUUCUCCUUUUUCUUUUCUCCAUCUCCAUCAUUCAUCGUCGACACGACAAAUUUACACCUUAGUCGAUUGGUCAGAUAUAUCAUGGCUCCUGUGGAUCCAUGUGUUUUACUCAAUACAAUUAUCUAUUUAUUAGAUAAAAACGGUGGUUUAAAAAACACCCGGAUUGUUCGACAAUUUAUAACAUUGAUGAAAUUAGCAGAGAAACUAGUCAAUAAAGCAAUCUAUUUACAAAUUUUAAGUCACACUCAGUCGGAAGAGAUCUUCACCACGUUUCUAAAAAGUGAUGGACAUCAAAUUUUAUUCAAGUGGCUUUCACAUUUUAGCAGUGAAAAUAAUCAUGCAUUUCUUCUCGAUACAUUAAAUAUAUUAGGCCAUUUACCGUUCAACUUGAAUACUAUUUCACAGAAUCAUAUCGACGAGCUUCAGCUCAAAAUAGCCGAACUUGCGUCGGCUGAGUCAGGGAAAGCAAAGGAUAUUCGUGAAAGUGCUCGUCAUUUGUACGACAUUUGGUCGUCAAAAGAACUCUUCAAACCCAUAGAUAUCCGCUCUUCCCAACUUGAUAUCAAUCAGCCUACGUGUUCCAAUCUUCCUCUAACUCCUCAAUCCAUUGAUAAACCUUCGCCAACAUCUUCAAAAUCCAAUCAAAACGAACGAACAUUACUCUCGUCGAACUUUAAUACAUCUCGUCUCCAUGAUAGGAAAAUGGCAACAACCGUUACCUUGACACCCGUAGCUGCAUCAGCCACAAACACUAGUAGUAGUGGCAGACCACCAACACAUCGGAAGCCGACACAUCGUCGUAUAUCGGCGCCGGUGCAAAGCGAUUCAGCGAAAAUGAAAGCAAGCGUUGAACUUGAUGAUAGUGAUGAUCUAACUAAAACGAAUGCAUUGAAUAAAUCGACACCAACAUAUCGUAUACCUAAAAUAGGAAGGCCAAAUGCCAGUAUACCAUCACCACCUUCGGAACCAAUGGAAAGUCCACCGGUGGCGAAUCAAGCAAGCAAGACUGUUGUUUCAUUGAAUAGACAAACGAGUGAUGAACUCAACGCACAACAGGCCAAACGAAAGUUUUCCUUAAGUCAAUAUAAAGAACGAAAACGACUGAAAUCGAAUGAAAUGCCUCAGAAUUCUCUCGAAGAUACCGACAUGCGAAUACAAAAUACGGGACAGUCAAAGCCUUCGCCGCCAAUGAACAUUGAAGAUGAACCAGUAAACACAUCCGAAACUCAACUCCUCAUGAGUCCAAAAGUUGAUGAAGCACCUAAAGAUACAGUUAUAAAAAGUAAUUUAAGUGAACCAGGUGUAAAGAAAGUAGUAAAAAAGAAAGUGAUUUGGGCUGAUGAAAAGAAUCAGUCACUCGUUCAUACAUCAUUUUUUGAAGUGGAUGAUUCUGAGCUAUCCGAUAUGCACGUCUUUGCGCGAACAUGUGCAGCUAAUAUUUCCAUAGCACAACUUGAAAAAGUCAUGGAACGUGAUUUGCGUAAACGACGCGGUGUACAAGAUAUGAAUUCGAACGAUAACGAUGAUAGACAAUAUUCAACGCCGUUACCACCAUUAAUAAAAAUUUCAAUACCCGAUUCGAUUCAAACUCCUCAAAUCGUUUCUCAGGAGCGAUUUGUUCAGGAAGAACGUGAAAAAACUGUUUUACAGGCACUUUUUAUCCGUUCAUUUCUACCUGAUACUCCAGGUGAACCAGAUGGAGAUCCGGUUGGUACUAGCAAUACGGAACGAAGUGAACCCAAAGUGAUACCACUUGAAGAUGAUACAUCAUCAUCUGUAUCGAGCAAAGUAACAUCAGUAAAUAACAAUAAUACGACAACAGCAACGCCAAGUAUACCUUUAGUUUCAACGAAUCCUACAGCUACAACCAGUACUGCUACUCCGAGUCUUUCGACAUUUUCCUUUGGAAAUGUUUCGCCUGAAGUGGCUCAAAUUCUUGCACAAGCACAAGGAAAUUUAACAUCGGCAACGACAAAUAAUUUUCCAACAACGAACACGUCAAUUAACUCGCCCGCAACACCAAUAAUAACGACACCAAUAGUAGCAACGGCAGCUGCAGUUACCCUACCGAAUACGACCGUGUCAGCAACACCGACAUUGGCUGCACCACCUAAUUUUCUGUCAGCAUUUAUUAAUGCAACAAGAACGAUUGGAAAUGAAUCAGCGAACGUUCCGCCACCGAAUCCAAUAGCUAAUCUUUUACCAAAUAUUCCGCUAAAUUUCAAUUUACCACCACCGCCAAGUUGUUCACUUACACAACUAAUUGCAAAUGCUCUUACGUUGGGCAUACCACCACCCCCAACGGGCAAUCCUACGCUAUUCCAAACACCUUCGCCAGCGGCGUUCAAUGCGCCAACACCGCAACCUACUCUGCCGAAUCCAAUAAUUAACUCAGUUCCACCACCAGCAGUGAGUUCCAAAACACCAACGGUACGUUUUGUAUCUGCUAUGGGCAAUCAACAGCUACGAGCGAACCAUCCUAACAAUAACAAUAAUAAUCAUCACGACCGCUCAAUGCCAUCUUCUCGUGAGAACAGUAGAGAUCCUCAUUUUCGACGCGGUCCACCACCAAACAAUCGUCGAGACUACUAUCAAAACCGCAACAACAACAACAACAACAACAAUAAUAACCAUAAUAAUAACAAUAAUAACCAUAAUAAUAACAAUAACAACAAUCGAAAUAUCUUCUCCUAG
Molecule: messenger RNA, 2937 nt
Organism: Adineta ricciae
Lineage: Eukaryota; Metazoa; Rotifera; Eurotatoria; Adinetida; Adinetidae
Source: the annotation of a GenBank genome assembly